AUGCCCAAUUAUGUAAAGUUUAUGAAAGAUAUCUUUUCCAAGAAGAAACAACUUAGUGAGUAUGAGACUGUCGCUUUGACGAAGGAGUGUAGUGCGUGUUUACAGAACAAGCUACCUUCAAAAAUAAAGGAUACUGGAAGCUUUACAAUACCUUGCAACAUUGGUGAAUUAUAUUGUAGUAAAACUUUGUGUGGCUUAGAAGCAAGCAUCAACUUGAUGCCCAAAUCUAUUUUCAAGCUAUUGGGAAUAGGUGAAGUAAGACCCACUACUGUAACCCUUCAACUUGCAGAUCAGUCAUUGGCAUAUCCUGAAGGAAAGAUCAAUGAUGUUUUGGUAAGAGUUGAUAAAUUCAUUUUUCCUACUGAUUUCAUUGUUUUGGAUUUUGAAGCAGACAAAGAAGUUUUGAGCAUCCUCGGGAGACAUUUCCUAGUCGGGAAGAACGUUGAUAGAUGUGCAAAAAGGCUAACUCAUGAUACGAGUUCAAGAUAA
Messenger RNA from Gossypium arboreum, 489 nucleotides. RefSeq lists its product as uncharacterized. The record is from RefSeq and is a predicted model, not a curated record. Lineage: Eukaryota; Viridiplantae; Streptophyta; Magnoliopsida; Malvales; Malvaceae. Bases 1 to 489 code for a protein of 162 amino acids. The transcript has a single exon.